Eruca vesicaria subsp. sativa (arugula) is the source of this 1051-nucleotide messenger RNA. NCBI's taxonomy places the organism in Eukaryota, Viridiplantae, Streptophyta, Magnoliopsida, Brassicales, Brassicaceae. The record is from the annotation of a GenBank genome assembly.
CGAAGACAUGUAUACGGUGAGUUUCAUCUACGUGUGGGGAUUAGUGAUGGUCUCAUUGUGUUACACUUUUUAUGUUGCCAAAUUGGUUGGAAGAGGAACAAUGAGGCAGAUUUUGAUCUUUCCAGUCUUCCUCAUUUUUUUCAUAGUUCCUCUAUUAGUGUCUUCCAUACAUUUAGUAUGCAUCACAGCUUUCUUCAUCGCUUGGCUCGCAAAUUUCAAGAUCAUUCUCUUUGCUUUCGGACGCGGUCCUCUCUAUUCAAACCUGUCUCUCCCUGUCUUCGUAGCCGUUUCGAGCUUGCCCAUCAAGAUUCAGCUGAGCCCUAAACCAAGCACGCUACAAGGAUCCAGAGAGGGUCUCUUGAAUUAUGCCAAAAAGUUUGCGCUUUUGGUUAUCGUCACAAAAAUCAUCGAGUACAGCAGUAAACUGCCCGACAAAGCCGUGCUGACUCUCUAUGUGAUGCUUCACAGCUACUUCACUCUCGAGGUCAUCCUAUCUACUGUAUCUGUUGUGGUUAGAGCCACCACGAAUCUUGAGCUUGAACCACAAUUCAACAAGCCACACAUGGCGACAUCACUCCAAAACUUUUGGGGAAGACGAUGGAACCUGAUGGUUACUGGAAUCUUAAGGCCAACUGUGUAUGAACCAAUGAUCCAGCUGUUGUCAUCAGGUGGCUUGAGUCGGAACCCGUCCCAGUAUCUUGCUGUCUUCAUCACGUUCGCUGUCUCAGGGUUAAUGCACGUGCUCAUUUUCUUCUACAUUGGACGGUUGAGGCCAGACUGGAAGGUAAUGUGGUUCUUUCUUAUAAACGGAUUUUGCACAUCGGUGGAGAUCGCUAUUAAGAAAAACGUUAAGGGAAGAUUCCCCACAGCUAUAAGUAGGGUUUUGACAAUCGGGUUUGUGAUGGUGACAAGUUGGUGGCUCUUCUUCCCGGAGUUUAAGCGAUGCAAUUUGUUUGAGAGGGUUUUCCAAGAGUACGUAUCCAUUGGCGCAUUUGCAGCUGGGAUCAAGAAUAUCAUCACCACAUCUCUUUUUUCUGCUUACCGAUCUUGA